Molecule: messenger RNA, 3213 nt
Organism: Trichoplusia ni (cabbage looper)
Lineage: Eukaryota; Metazoa; Arthropoda; Insecta; Lepidoptera; Noctuidae
Gene: Copg1
Product: coatomer subunit gamma-like
Exons: 2
Coding region: 128-2713 (861 amino acids)
Biological process (GO): protein secretion; organelle transport along microtubule; intracellular protein transport
Cellular component (GO): endoplasmic reticulum-Golgi intermediate compartment; endoplasmic reticulum; Golgi membrane
Molecular function (GO): structural molecule activity
Source: RefSeq, a predicted model, not a curated record
CACAUAUGUCACAUUGCGAUUGACGUGUCGUCUGUUGUCCACCAUACUCAACAUUUGUACUGUUGGAAUAUAAUAUUGUAAGGUACUUGUUGACUACUAAACAAAACAGAAUUUUAACUAAUUCAAAAUGAGUCGCCGAGACAAGAAAGAAGACGAAGAUAGCGGAAACAGUUUCCAAAAUCUGGAUAAAACAACUCUCUUGCAAGAAGCAAGAUACUUUAACUCGACGCCAGUGAAUCCCAAAAAAUGUAUACAUAUUCUUACGAAAAUUCUGUAUUUACUGAACCAAGGGGAAAAGUUGACUACUCAGGAAGCAACUGACAUAUUUUUUGCUACGACAAAGCUAUUUCAAUCGAAAGAUGUAGUGCUACGCCGGCUGGUGUAUCUGAGUAUCAAAGAACUGAGUUCAAUGGCGCAAGAUGUGAUAAUUGUGACAUCUUCCCUCACCAAGGACAUGACAGGCAAGGAAGACCUGUACAGGGCUGCGGCUAUUCGAGCACUAUGCACAAUAACUGACAGCACUAUGCUGCAAGCUAUUGAACGGUACAUGAAGCAGGCAAUAGUGGACAAAAACCCUGCCGUGAGCUCGGCAGCACUUGUGUCUGCUCUCCACCUGUCAGCUAGUGUGCCUGACCUUGUUCGCCGCUGGGUGAUGGAAGCUCAGGGUGUUAUAACAUCGGACAAUGCAAUGGUUUCAUACCAUGCUUUGGCUGUGGUAGCUGGAGCCCGACGCAACGAUCGCCUUUCUACAGUGAAGCUGGUCACAAAACUGGCAAGGACGCCUCUACGAUCACCAUUCGCACUCUGCUUGCUGAUACGUCACGCAGCCAAGUUGGCUGAAGAGGACCAAAGCGAUGCUUCAGAACCUUACAUGGAGUUCAUUGAAUCUUGCUUGCGCCAUAAAUCUGAGAUCGUGGUUUAUGAAGCUGCACAUGCAAUUGUCAACUUAAGAAAAUCUGCCCGAGAUCUUGCCCAAGCUGUUUCGGUCCUUCAAAUAUUCUGUGGCUCAUCUAAAGCUACACUACGCUUAGCGGGUGCUCGCACAUUGGCAAAACUCACCACUAAACACCCUAACGCCGUAGCUGCUUGCACUGUUGAUUUGGAAAAUCUUAUCUCUGAUCCUAAUCGUUCAGUUGCGACAUUAGCUGUAACUACUCUGCUAGCAACUGGAGCAGAAAGCUCCAUUGAUCGUCUAAUGAAACAGAUUUCAAGCUUUAUGUCUGAAAUAUCUGAUGAAUUCAAAAUCGUCGUUGUACGAGCCAUUAGACGUCUUUGUUCUAAGUACCCGAGAAAACACCAAUCUCUUGCCUCAUUCCUGGCUGGUAUGCUCCGCGAUGAAGGAGGACUUCAAUACAAAACUGCAAUUGCUGAUGCUAUCAUUGCACUCGUGGAAGAAAACCCAGACGCCAAAGAAACAGGCCUAGCACACCUUUGUGAAUUUAUUGAAGACUGCGAACACGCCUCUCUAGCUGUACGCAUUUUACAUAUUUUAGGUCGUGAAGGACCAAAGGCUCGUCAGCCAUCUCGUUAUAUACGAUACAUUUACAAUCGAGUUAUUUUGGAGUCAGGUCCAGUUCGUGCUGCUGCCGUUUCUGCUGUUGCUCGUUUUGGUGCAGCACGCUCUGAACUGCUGCCAAAUAUUAGAGUUUUAUUGGCUAGAUGUCAACUAGAUGAUGACGACGAAGUUCGCGAUCGUGCUAUAUAUUAUAGUGCAAUUCUAGAUUCUGGAGAUGGACAACUCAUCAAUGAUUAUAUAAUUAAUGUGCCUAUACCUAACCCGGUACUUUUAGAGAGGGCACUGUACCACCACAUAAAUUCUGGAAACACCGAACCCUUCAACAUUGCUACUGUUCCCACUCUUGAAGAAGAUACACAAGAAACUAAGGAAACUCCUGUGGAAAUCGAAACACGGGCACCGACCGUGUCUCGCGAAGAGCAAUACGCCGACCAGUUGAAAGUUAUUCCAGGUAUUGAGAAAUUGGGACCAAUAUUCAAAACCUGUGAUGCUGUUGAUUUGACUGAACCAGAAACCGAAUAUCGCGUUCAAUGCGUUAAACAUAUUUUCGCACGUCAUUUGAUUUUCCAGUUUGAGUGCGUUAAUACGUUAAGCGACCAGCUUCUUGAAAAAGUUCAUAUACGUUUGGAAGCUGCUCCCGGUUACAAGGUGCUGGCUGAAGUUGCUUGUGAGCAACUGCCCUAUGAUAAACAAGGUAGUGUAUUUUGCCUUUUGGAAUUCCCUGAAAAUCCGAUCGAAACGUUGGGAACAUUCGGAGCCACACUCGAAUUUGUUGUACGCGACUGCGACCCCACUACAGGUCUGCCGGAUACUGGUGAGGGUUAUGCGGAUACAUAUCCGUUGGAAGAGAUAGAAGUUAGUUGUGCUGAACAAUUUCGCACACGCGCUGCUACUGAUGAUUGGGAAGCAUCUUGGGAGAGAGCUGCCGCUGCGCCAGAAGCGUGCGAUACAUUUGGAUUAUCACAAACUGACGUCGGCGAGGCUGCCAAAGCAGUGUGUGAGCACUUGGGACUACCAAAGGCAGCCAUUACUGGCGACGCAGUGAAAGAGAUCCGCGGUGGAGGAAUAUGGCGCGCGGGCACACCAGUGCUCGUAAGAGCCAGGCUGGUGGUUGCUGGGGGAGCUGUCACUAUGCAACUAGUGGCACGUUCACCACGCGAGGACAUUGCCACUUUGUUGUUAGCCGCUGUUGGUUAAUUCACUUUGGAACAAUCAUUUUACAUUUUUGAAUUACUUAUAUUUUCUCCUUCGGGAAUAAAAUUACCUAGAUUAUUAUGAUACAUUUAAUAUCAUAGUGGGUCCUACCUAACAAUGUCGUACAUUUGAAAUUUAAAAUACAUUUCACUAUAUCUAUAUGUAAUGCAUAAAUAUCGAAUUUUAAAGGAAAUUUUGUAAAAUUUUACACAUUCCUAUAUCUUAGUAAUUACAUAUUAAUAUAUAUUAAACUGAUUGUAAUCGUGAAGUCUGUAUUUCUAUAAGGUAGACUGUAGUAAUGUUCUGACUUCUGAUCGAAAUGGACAACCUACCUUGGCAUGAUUAUAAUUGAAGAAUUGUCAUUGAAAACAUACUAUUAUAUACAUUUACAAUAUACUAAGAUUUACUGAUGACGUUUUAAACAUCUUAUUACUAUUCUACUUCAUACUACAUACAACAAUUUGUAAUUAAUGAUUUUUCUCAAUAAAGGCCUUUUAACCAUA